AUGGCAUCGGCGCCAACAACAGCUCCCUAUCCGACCUCCCAUUUGCUUCCCGACCUGUCGAAAGCCUACAUCGGCGCCGCACUCGAUCCUCGCACCAUCGCGGCCAUCUCCUCCUCGUCCAACUCUUCCGGAUCGGCCAAUUCGCGGCCCAGAGCGGAUCCCUCCAACAUGACGUCCUCUGCGUCCUCGUCCUCGCAACCUUACCGAGACGCUUACAAGGAGUACAACAAGUUCUCAUCAGCGUACAGCAAGCGCGUCGGAACCGCGUCUACAGCCAACAACUCGCGCACCGCCUUGAUAUCUGGUAACAAUGCACAAGCACGCAUGCCAUCUUACGCCGGCGCAUCACCACAACGCACCGUCGGGCAGGUGCAGAGUCGCGUCUAUGGUCUCACACCAGAUCUGCGCGACCCCACCUCUUCCACCGCCAACUCUCCAGCCGUCGAUGAUGCCACCCACAUGGCGCGCCUGCUCAACGACCAAAAACCCAACUUCAGUGUCGAAGUGUUCGCCUCGGACUUCGAUCACCGUGGCUACCCCGUCAUCGCCGGUCGUGGCGCCACUGUGCGCGGUGUAGUUCGAAUGUCCGCCGCAACCGGCUGCGACGUCAAGAUGACCAUCUCGGCGCACACCACCUCGGGCGCACCCGCAGCAACAUGGCAAGGCAUCGCCUUGGCGCCUUUCUCUGCCAGCGGCGAGAAAGCCGUCUUCGAGAUCGAGGACCAUCUCGUGGCCAAUCACGACCUCGCCCGCCCACGUUCGACCUAUGCGCCCAAGAACGAGGACACGUUGGAGGCUGCACAGGUGUCGGACGACGACAUGGUGCUGCCCAUUCCCUUCUCGGUGCAAUUGCCAUUGGGCAAGGCGACACGCUUCAUCGAUGGCGAAAUGCAGGCCGUACCUGUAGCGCUUCCUCCCAGUUUCGAGAUCAGUUCCAAGCAUGCAGCACAGGAAAGGAGAGAAGUUCGAUUGGCCACCAAGGGCAAGGCGAAGCUGCCUGCGGCCAAGGAGCUCCUCGAAAAGGGCUUCGAGAAAGUUUACCGCAUCGGGUGCUACUAUCAAGUCACAUGGACGCUCCUCCGUCCCAACAACGACAAGUCGAAAAAGUCGUCCAGCAAGUCGGCAAAGGAGCCUGUCGAGGGAGACUCGCUCACUUUGCCUUUCAUCUUCCUUGGCGAGCCUACCUCGAUCCCGCCACACCCUCCCACAUUGCCAUCUAUCAUCAGCCCGGAUGUCUUUCUGGACCAGAACACAACAUUGGGCGAUCAGUGGACCGUGCACCGAUCGCAGGCCAAGUGGUCCGGCUCGCUGCUAAAAGCGCCCAAGAAGACGGUCGACCUGGAACUUCACCUGCCCAACCCGCCUGUACUGCAAGCGCCCUCGGUCCUGCCCGUCAUGAUCGUGCUUCGUCCCACCGACCCAACGUUGCUGUCGCAGGUGCGCACACGAGCGCCCAGCGAGACCUCAACCGCACCAGGAUCGCCUGCCGUCGGACACGUCGAUGAUCCGAUGGAGACGCUCUCCUCGCCCGAUCUGUCCGUAGUAGGCUCGCCAAUGACUGCCUCGUCGCCGCCUUCAAAGGAGCGCGAUAUCGACUCGGACUCCAUCACCACCACACGCAGCAUCAUGUCGAGAUUCCUCAAAUCUUCUCAGAGCUCGAGUCGACUGUCCGGAUCCACCGCGCGCAAGGGCCCUUCGAGCAUCUUCAGCGGUCGACGCCCGAACACGGCACCCAGCUCCCACGGCAGUGGAGAGACGAGCGUCUCCAACGCCUUGACCGACCGCACGUUUGUAGCUGGGGGCGCUCUGCCCAACUUGGUCAGUCUCGUGUGUCUGUCGCUGAUCCAGACCACGUUCAGCAGCAACGACAACAUCAACGAUGCGCCCGAGCAUCGCAGGAAGCUGCUCUCCGUGGCGGACCUGGAGGAGGUGGACGUGCACGGAUUGCUUCUCAGCUCCGAUGGCUCCGGCUCCGGCAGUCAGGCUGGAUCUCGACCUGGCUCGAGUCGAUCGCCCGAGCAGAUGGCGCACAUCAACGAAGCGGCUGCAGCAGCCAAAGCGGCAGGCGUUCGUGUCUUGGUGGGCUCGCUCAAGGUGGCAGGCACCACUCCUCCCGGCUUCCGUUGCCAUGGUCUCGAGGUCAAGUACGCACUCAAGGUGGAUCUGCUCCCCGCAAACCGAUCCGGUGGCAGCGAGGGAGUCGAAAAGGCGAUGCGCGGUCUGGGACUGCACAACCGCAGCCGCAAUUGGUCGGACGGGGUCAGCACGACGGCGUCGAUGCACACGCAGACGCAGUUCACGUCGAUCUCCAAUGACGGCCUCAGUCCGCCUCCGACGCCGCCCAACGUCGCGACAUCGUUGUUUGGCGAGCGUGGUCCCGCGAAUCGAGCGCUCUCGCGGACCACGGGCAGCCGCAACACCUCGCCCUUGAGCGGCAAUGGCGCUUACCCCAACGCGCAGACUAUCGGCCUGGCCGUCUCGACCGCAGACGAGAGCGCUCUUCCUGCGGAACAGCCGGCUGCGGCGGAAGGCGAGGUGCGUGCGCCGGUCGCACCCUACCCCACCAACACCGCUUCGCCGCCCAUGCCGACGCGUCAGCUGCUCGGCAAAACCGCACCGUCGAUGUACGGAUCCGCGGCGUCAACGCGCAGCGGAUGGGGCGGCAGCGGCCAGUCGGUGUCGGACGCUUCUGGGUUCCAGAGCAGCAUCUACAUGUCCGAAUGGGGCAGGGACCGCAAGACCGUUUCCAAGAUCAACAAGACCAUCGGCGAGAUGUGGCUCGAUAUCAGGGUGGUGCGCGGCUACAAUGCGUACUGA
Molecule: messenger RNA, 2817 nt
Organism: Kalmanozyma brasiliensis GHG001
Lineage: Eukaryota; Fungi; Basidiomycota; Ustilaginomycetes; Ustilaginales
Exons: 1
Coding region: 1-2817 (938 amino acids)
Source: RefSeq, a predicted model, not a curated record